CUAAGAGUAACUUCACUGUUUGCUGGAGAAUUCCGACUAGCCUACCUGGUGGGCACAUGCACACAUAACGAGCAUCGUUUUUUUUUUAAAGCAUUGCAGAUUUCGCAAGUUAUUCAGAUGAAUACGGAAGUAAACUGCAAGGAAUAAAACAUCGGAUUCACAUUUGUCUGCAUUCAGUCACUCCGUCGUCAGUGCGCGAAGGCUUAGGAGUGCUUUGGAUCUACAAGAAUUCCAAGGUGUCGCCGUGCAGCGACGAAAGCUACAAAGACGCAUAACCUAGGCUACUCUUGAGCUCGUCGGUACUUUGAUACAACUUGGUCACUCAUCGGGUACGACAAUGGCAGGGUCAUCUAUUGAGGCUGUGAAAAGGAAAAUCCAGACUCUACAGCAACAAGCCGACGAUGCCGAAGACCGUGCCGAAAGUCUUCAAAGAGAGGUGGAUGCCGAGAGGCAGGCCAGAGAAAGGGCUGAGGCUGAAGUCGCUUCCCUUAACAGACGUAUCCAGCUGGUAGAGGAGGAGUUGGACCGUGCCCAGGAGAGACUGGCCACAGCACUGCAGAAGCUGGAGGAGGCAGAGAAGGCUGCUGAUGAGAGCGAGAGAGGCAUGAAGGUCAUUGAGAACAGAGCGACAAAGGACGAGGAGAAGAUGGAGCUUCAGGAGAUGCAGCUGAAGGAAGCCAAACACAUCGCUGAGGAAGCUGACCGCAAAUAUGAGGAGGUGGCCCGUAAACUGGUGAUCCUUGAGGGUGACCUGGAGCGCUCUGAGGAGAGGGCUGAGGUGGCUGAGGCUCGUGGCCGAACACUGGAGGAGGAGCUUAGACUCAUGGACCAGAACAUGAAGUCCAUGAUGUGCGGAGAGGAAGAGUACUCACAAAAGGAAGACAAAUAUGAAGAAGAAAUCAAAAUUCUUACUGAAAAACUUAAAGAGGCUGAGACCCGUGCUGAGUUUGCUGAGAGGUCUGUGGCCAAGUUGGAGAAGACCAUUGAUGACUUGGAAGAUCGCUUCCAUUCGACGGUGGAGAAAAAUCGCAUUCUCAAUAACGAACUCAGGGUCGUUCUUAAUGAACUAAACAGCUGAAUCUGACCAGUACCAGGCCAAACUACACCAACUGUAGAUGAGCUGGGGUAUCAAUUCAGUUUGACUGAACGUUAGAUUUAAAAACACUGUCAAAGAAGACAAAAUGUCUCCGCUCUACAUUUGAUUUAUUACGCAUUACUCAACAUUCAGUGUAAACUACCAAAGUAGUAAACAAUUUCAACAGUCCUUUAAUAUGACAUAGAGUAUGACUGCAAACAUUUUCCCUCAUAUUUAUUAAUAAUGAUUUUUACUCACUGCUUUUUUGAAUAUUACUGAGGGUUGUGCAUCUUGAAUUAUCCCAGCUUGCUACAUUCCUCGAGUAAUUUUUCAUCUGUGUCCACCUCGCAUCACAAGAAAAGCUCUGUCUGUACAUUUCUAUUCUUCCUGUCGUCCUGCUAGUGUUAGUACCACAGAUACCUGCUGUCUUAGCCUCAAAAUACCGGCCAGUUCCAGACUGUAGGUCAAAUAGUAUAUUAGUGAUGCUAUAGUGUAAUGCACAUGUUUUAGUGAUGUUAUCGUACUAUGGUGCACACAUAUUAUACUGGAAAAAUAGCUUUUAACAGCAGCUGAAGCCAUCCACUGGCUCUUAAGGAUCUCUGAAGGAUUGCAUGGAUGCAGUACACUGCAUCUGAAUACACUUGAAGCUGUUCAAAUACUGGGCAUAGUAACAAUGUGCUUAAACACAAUUACAUUGUCAGUUUGAGUUUGCACAGUAAUUUAUUGAACCAUCUCUGCUACUGGCAAUAGUUGGAAUAUUACUUUUAGAUGCUGUAUAACAACUGAGACAGAUGUUUCUCAAUUUUUGGAGCGUAUAUGGUCUAUUAGAUUUGAUCCAAAGAUCACUUCAAUUUUCAGUUCUGAAAGCAGAUUUGUCUUAUCUUAAUGUUGCAAAAACAUGUAAGCUGUAUAUUGUUACACUAAGUUUUUUUUACUUUUACGUUAUCCUGAAAAAAGCAUUCCAUUUAAAUGAAUCAAUGUCCUUAAUUUAAUUUAUUUUGCUGAAUCAAUUUAGUCACUGUACCAACUUUCUAUUCAAUGUUCCUCAAAAUGUUAUCUAUGUUGUAUGAUACAUUAUGCAGACGGUCAUGAUUCAGCAUGUUUGUUGGUACUUCCGUGUGGAUUAGUUUGAUUUCAGGACCAGCAUGCCUCCACUCUUUUCUGAAAGACUAUGUUUUCAGCUGUUGUACCACUGUGUAUGCACUAUUGCACAACCUCUUGUUGAUGUUAGCAUGUAGUGCAAUACUUUUUUAUAUAAAGGGCGCUGUUUUUUUUUCUCAGGGAAAAAAAAGAGUUCACUUUUUGGAUAAUUACAAACUUGACUUGAUGUUUGUUCAUUUUCAAAUGUCAAAAAAUCAACGAUGUCACAGAUACUUGUAAUCUAUAUUAAUGUUGGUUUCAAGGCACUUCAAGAGAACACAUGCACUUUGGUGUAAAAUGUCUGAUAGAAUAAUUAUAUUUGUUAACACCUAAGAUGGCUAUUUGUUACACACACAUACACACACACACACACACACACACACACACACACAUACACACACACACACACACACACACACACACACACACACACACACA
Messenger RNA from Alosa alosa (allis shad), 2653 nucleotides. RefSeq names its product tropomyosin 2 (beta) (gene tpm2). The transcript is spliced from 8 exons. Gene Ontology annotation, biological process: actin filament organization; muscle contraction. Gene Ontology annotation, molecular function: actin filament binding. Lineage: Eukaryota; Metazoa; Chordata; Actinopteri; Clupeiformes; Clupeidae. The record is from RefSeq and is a predicted model, not a curated record. The coding region runs from base 338 to 1078 and encodes 246 amino acids. Gene Ontology annotation, cellular component: actin filament.